Messenger RNA from Nymphalis io (European peacock), 1267 nucleotides. Its product is annotated as mitochondrial import receptor subunit TOM20 homolog. Gene Ontology annotation, biological process: protein targeting; protein import into mitochondrial matrix; tRNA import into mitochondrion. Gene Ontology annotation, molecular function: transmembrane protein transporter activity. The record is from RefSeq and is a predicted model, not a curated record. The transcript has 4 exons. Gene Ontology annotation, cellular component: mitochondrial outer membrane translocase complex; mitochondrial outer membrane. NCBI's taxonomy places the organism in Eukaryota, Metazoa, Arthropoda, Insecta, Lepidoptera, Nymphalidae. The coding region runs from base 131 to 598 and encodes 155 amino acids.
GAUGAUUGAAGAUAGCCAACUUUCAAGUUCGAUUUUACUAAUAAAUGGCGGACCGCAAAAUUUCCUAACAAAAGCGAGUAUAUAUAUAUCUGGAUAUUUUAUGAAAAAAUAAUUAAAAACUUAAUUUAUCAUGGAGCUUAGUCGUACUACGCUUGGUAUAGCUGCUGGUCUUGCAGGAACCUUAUUUCUAGGGUAUUGUGUUUAUUUUGACCAACAACGUCGUAAGGAUCCUCUAUUUAAAAAGAAGUUAAGAGAACGUCGUGAAAAAGCCCAACACAAUGCUACCAGAUCUCGGACCCUUGGUGGUCCUUUGCCUGAUAUGAAUGAUCAUGAGGCUAUGCAGAGAUUCUUUUUGCAACAGAUCCAACUUGGUGAGGAGCUAUUGGCUGCUGGAGACCUAGAAGCUGGUGUGGAGCACCUUGGGCAGGCUGUUACAGUUUGUGGACAAACACAACAGCUACUCAGUGUGCUGCAACAAACAAUGCCGGCAUCAAUCUUCCACCUUCUUUUGAAGAAGCUUCCGGAAGUCUCAGAACGUCUCCGUGCCUCCAUGAUAGCCAACGGUGGUACAACAUUACAGGAAGAAGAUGUUGAAUAAGAUAUUUAUGUGCCUCGGCCUAACAAUAAUUAGGUAUUAUUGACUUAUAUUUAAAUGUUGAGAAGUUUGUGUGACAUAAAAUUGUUAUAUGGAUAAACAGCAAUAUGUUUUUUUUCCAAAACUAUAAUAAAUUUAGAAAUAAGACCUAAAUCUUGUUUACAAAGUACAAUAAAAAUAUUAAUAAAUUUCCUUUAAUACCUAAUUAUUUAAAGUUAGACAUGACAGCAUGCCCUUUUAGAUAAUUAGAAAACAAAUGGUAUAAUAUUUUGCUACAGUAAACAACACAAUUCCUUCAGUUUUCUUCCUUAAUUCUCGUUUCUGUUAAAUUAUAAUAAUUAUGUUAUUAAAUGCUUAACUUAAUAUAGGUGUAGAAAUAUAGAUAAAAAAUCUUAACUCGAUCUAAUUAUUAUAAAAUAAAAUGAUGUUUGGAGCUCAAAAGUUUUGAAUCAUGUUGUUUUUUUUUUCCAAUGGGCUGUGAAAGUUGUAAACCCGCCAAAUAUUCUUCAACUUAAUGGUAAAAAAUUUUAACAAUGUUUGUUAGUAAAAUAACACUAACAAACAUUGUUAAAAUUUUCUCCCUAGAUUCUAGUUCUAGGUUUUGUUCACAUCUGAUUGAGAAUGCUUGAGUUUUGAUUGAUUUUAUUAUGAAAUAAAAAUAUUGUAAAAGUU